AUGAGUGCAGUGACUCAUACGAGUGAAGCAUGUGUUUGGCUUUUGUUUUCAUAACGGGAAUAAAUGGUGUAGCCCAAAGCUUUAAGCAUUUCUUGGAAACAGUUUGAUUGGCUGGCUUUUAAAAACAGUAGCAUUAAAGUAUAUAUAUUGCUUUAAACAGAGCAUUCCUCUGCCUCUCUAUCAUUAAAAACAUGGCAUGGCACUUUAAUUACCCUAGUUAUAAUAAAACUUUUAAAAUUAUAAAGCACAGCAUAAAUCAAGGAAGUAAAGCCCCUUGCGGUUAAAGUAAUUGAGAGGCAGGGUUCAAAAAAAAGUUCAGGGGUCAUGUAGAUGAACUAUAAAAGUCUUUUGCCUGAAGAGAAAUAGAACAAGUCAGCCGCAAACCGCAGCGUGUUUUAGAUAUUUACUCAUGCAAAAGUGCUAUAAAAACACUGAAAGCACUAUUUUAACUUCUGAACAAACAACUCGGCACAGAAUGUUUUAAAGCAUUGGACACAGGCUUAUAUAAUUACAGCUCACAAUUUGGCAGAAAUGUACCAUCCAGUUGGAUGGUGGCUGGUGGAUUUAGUAAGCAAAUGAAGCAUGUACUCCUUCAAUUUUCUGUCAGAAAAAGAAGUUGAUUUUGUGACGUAACAUUUUCAUUUUCAAGUUUGUUUUAUUUUGCUGACAUGUAAUAAGGCAAUAGUCAGUAAUGGGCAGUAUUUACAAGGUGCUGACAGCAAUGCACAACUUUAAAAAUAACAUGCGGACGUUUGCUUAUGUCGUGCUGUUGCGAAUGAUUGCAUCAGUAGCACAGCAGACGUUUGAAGUGUCUCUAUAUUUACAUUUCUCUUUGUAUUGUAGAAUAUGCAUUUCUUUUAAAAGGUCUAAUGAUCUUAAACGUUGUUUGACGGAGUGGGUCGUCACUCGUGGAGUGGGUCAUCAUGGGUGUGUCACAUGUUUGCCAGCUUCAGUCUUCAGCGACAGCAUGCAGACAAAACAGUUUUAUAGCUAUCAUGUGGGACAGCGGGCCUCAAUGACCGUAUAUUCAUCUGCUGAAAGUCCCAGCGGUGAUGCCUGCAGACACUGCAGGAUCAAAAGGAUCAGUUUGUUCAGGUGAGGGGUCUGCGUGUGUGUGCUUUUUAGUUACUCAAGAGCCGCGACAAUAAAAACGGAGCACAAACAAUGUGUUUGCACAGUCAACCUGAAAAACACACAAGUCCCUAGUUAAAUACAACAAUUGGGAUUAAUGCACUCAUAAUAAAUCAGUAGACAGCUGUUUUCUUCCUUUUGUGUUUACAUUCUUUCUUCUUCAGUUAACUUAAAAAAAAAAAGACCAUAGCCGUUGGCCUCUUUUUUUCAUAUACAACAUAUAUGCACAUUUAUUUCACUGCUUUAACGUGACCAGUGGAAAGGAAACAUAUUGAAACAAAUAAAAUCCAAUCUAAAAACCUACUGCUCAUAUGCCCUUUUUAAUUAAAUUUUUUAUUUGAGUUCAGUUUAAUUUCACAUUCUGUUCUGUUUGGAUCAAGGCCUUCCUUUGAUUAAUCAAGUGUUUGACAAUAGCUCAAACACAAUUAGAGCUCAACCCUCUUUGUCUGUUCCAUCAAUCAACAUGUUGCCCACAGUCUAGUGAGCCUCCGGGGUCUUUUUUUUUUUUUUACUUGGAUUGGGCCCUCUGGAUAUUUCCAUUCAAGUCAAAGAGCAAGUUAAGUCAUCUGUAGUGUGUGUGUAUGUGUCUGUGUGUGUGUAUGUGUGUAAAGAUGAAAGAAUCAUACUCCUGCAUGUGUCAGCUAAAUGAGUCAGGCUACAUAGCUGACUGACCACUCCUGAUGAAAGAGAUUAUUUUUCCCUUUGAAAAACUAAUGGAUCCAGACUUUCUCUUUGCACUUUAAUUGACUUGAAACCACCAGCUGAUAGUAUCAGCUACUCCACCAGCUGAUACUAUCAGCUGGUGGAGUAUGCCCGAGGAACAGAAGAGUUAUUCCCACAAUCAAAGAAUUGUAAAGCAAAUCUGUAACCAGCUUGGGACUGAGUGAAGUGAUGAGAUAAGUUUUGUUGAGCACUGAGUUAUAUGUAAAGCAGCAGAGGCACUGAUCAACCUUAUCUGUGAUCUGCUUAGGAGGAUGUUGUGUGUGCAGUUAAUUGGUUACCAUCAGCAUAAGCAAAAUAAACCCGGUUUAUGUGUUUAAUAAUUUACAUUCACUUUACAUGGCUUCAAAUUAGGUUCACCAGCUGGGUCAAAUUUUAGUAAACUUGUAUUACCAGCAGGGGGCGCCAAAAUACAACAGUGAGAUUUCUGCCUGCCUACGUUCAUUUUCACUUUAACCCUCAAGUGACCAAGCUCUUUAUGUGAGUGGGCUGAUUUAUGGUUUACACACACACACACACACACACACACAAACAAAUAAACGAUCAUAGGUCUGUGAGCUAUGACUGCAAACAAUACAGUGUAGUGAAGAGAAACUGAAAAUUCCACUAAACAUUGAACAGAUACCUGUAAAAUUUUCAGGAGUAGACUGACAAAUUUGUGCUAUGCAGAAUGUUUAUGAAACAAAAUCACUAAAGCACAUUUCAUCUAGCCAGGAUGGUCACUUCAAGGUUAAAAGACUCAAAAACAAAUCUUUUUGUUGUUGUUGAAGAGCAUUGUUCAAGCAUGCGUGCUUUAAAUGCUGCUUCUUAAUAGACAAUUAAUUAUUCUUGUGAAAAGAAAGAUAAUUAUUUUCAAAAUCAUUAAAAAAACUCUAAUGAACCUUACACCCUUAUAAUAUCGUGUCAGUCCUCAUGGAUUCAGUUUACAGUCCUGAAUCAGGAAAAAUGUGUCACAUAUUACUGUCACUGUCACAUGACACCACCUGACCUUUACUGGAAGUGUUUUAGGAAGCCUGCACACAUAUGGUCAGACCCGGUGUCCCUCUGUCUUCUUCAUGCUGCUUUGAUGACACUCACAUGUAAACCUCUUGACCUGUAGCUGAGCCUCAUGUGACAUCACGUUGUUACACAGAGCUUGCAGAUCAUGCUCCUUUUCAGGAUGAAUGUGGAUAAAAUUCUUUUAUAGAGAUUUUCCCCUGAAUAUGUUACCUGUGUCACUUAAAAAAAUCUAUGUGCACAUGUGUAAACUAGGAGGUGAUACACUGAAAGUCUUGCUCUUUAUUUUCUUCUGGGGUUGAUGGUUGCGUUCAGUUUGAGGUUGGAGCUGCAGUUUCAGACUGGAACCUCUACGGGACGCCAUGCACCCAUCAUUGCACACAAAAAGGCGUUGCCCGUCUCCCGUGACUGUUUCCCUGCUUGUUAAGACAGCCGGUACCCUGGAGUCAAACUUAUGGAAGUUGUGCUUGCAGUGCCUGACUGUCAGUACGACUAUGCACGAGAAAAAUAAAAUGAAAUAUAAAUAAAUAAAUAAAUAAAUACAGCGGAAUUUCGGGAAACUCGUUUGUGUGGUGAAACACUGGCAGCUGAAGCACUCAGUACAUUUUGGUGUGGAUCAGGAUUGUUUUCUUCAAAAUUGCCAAAUAGUGCAUUGUCUUUGGCCCAGAAUGAGCUCCCCGAGUCUCUCCUUAUAAUAAAGCUUGCUAUGAUAUUUAAAACGUAAAUCCUGUAUUGUAGUAAAUGCUACUGUGCAUAUUUUGAAGUUAUUCAUAAGUAAUAAUGACUAUUCACCAGUAACAAUCCCCAGAGCCGCACGCACACAUUAGUGGUAACAGGCUGAUUGUGACUUGAGUGAUUUAUGCCUUUGUGAGUGGAUGGACGUACACUUUUAAUUGCCAAAAAUAACACGGCACGGUGCUUAAAUUCUCGAUUUGCUAUGUUAUAUAUUAAGGUAAAAAAUAAAAAAUGUAACAAAGCGCAUUUAGAAAAGAAAAAAAACGAUUUCGAAAAGUUGCCUUGCUUUAUUAAGUAAAAAAGACUUUUAAAAACUGUUAAAAUUGUGGUUUAUUGAGGUCUAACUAAUGUUUACGUUGCUUCUGUACUGCAGACAGAGUUGCUUACUGUGGGGCAAAUCCCCGCAGACUGGAAUCGCUGUUAUUGUGAUCGGCGACAAAAAAAUACAUAAACGAAAACGUGAAGAAAUCGAAAAGUGGGUGGAUUUAUGUGCCGGAUGACAUGGCAGGGUCAAACAUCAGUUAAGUGGUUAGAUCGGGUUUCAGCAUUUGUUUUUCUUUCCUUACAUAUUAAAGAAUAACACACUGAAGCUGUUCAACUGCUGAACACUAAAUAUGAAGUAUGAAAAUAAUGCGAUGGUGCGUUUUUACGCCCUUGGUCGGAGGCAUUUACAACUAAACACGGAAGACAAAACCAAAAACCAAGGUGUCCGAAAAUAGAAUCAGAUACACAAAUGCGAAGUAAAACACAUUCCUGCUGACACGAGAAAAAAAAAAAACUGCUCAGUUUUCCCGAGGGUUGACACUCAGAGAGAGAAAAAAUCAAAACGCUGCGCUCUGGUCGGCACGAAGCCAAUAGGUACAACGGGAAAUGGGAAAUCAGGGUGGGGGUUUUGGAGAGGGCUGGACUUCCAGGCAACCAAUGAGAAGGGCGAUCAAGGUGCCCGUUAGGAGGUUAUAUACUCCAAAGACUUACUAUGAAAGCUGUACAUUUAAACGGAACGGUGCGGCGUGCAUAGGCACGAGCGUAAGAAUUAGGAUACACACACAAACGCACUUCGGGCUGAACAACAACAUCAUUUAUCAACAUACCACCUCAGCAGGGAUCAGUCUAUCACUUUGGAUUCUUUUUUUUCCGGGGGAAAUUUGUUUUUGGAGAUGUCCCACGUCCAAUUAUCAACCACGCUAGAGAGGCUGGUGGCCAGGAAGACCUUCCCUCUCCAGAGGCGCACCGGAGUCUGCCGAAACCUCUUCGGACCGGUGGAUCACGAUGAGCUGAACCGGGAGAUGAAAGAAAAAUUGAGAGAGAUUUCCGAACGGGACCAACAGAGAUGGAACUUUAAUUUCGAGGCCAACACCCCGCUGGAUGGGGAUUACGAGUGGGAGGUGGUGACUGCGGAUAAGACCCCGGUGUUUUACCAGGACUCUGUGCAGGACGGCAAAAUCCGAGUGCCCGUGCAGUCACCCCCGGAUUCUGCUCUCCCGGAGAGCCCUCGUGCGGACGCACUGGAUCGUCUGGCCGUGCCAGAGAGCAGCAGCUCUCCUUGCGCGGGGGAGAUCAACCAGGAGAACCGCACAGACAAGAUCAACUCAGGGAAAGCGACCACCAGGCAGCUCCCGUGUGUCAGGCGCAAGAGGACGGCCGCUCCUGACAACAACACGCACAUCACAGACUUCUACGUGAAACGAAAGAGGCCUGCUGAUAUAAAACCGAGUGACAUGACCGCCUGUCUCCUCUCCAAGUCUCCAAUCCAGGUGGAACAAACUCCGCGGAAGAGGAUCCGCUGAAGGUGUUUUUUGUUCUUUUUGCACUAUUUUCCUGCGCAUUUUGAGGAUCACGGGAGACUGUUUCUCCACCACCCCGUCAACCGACCCACCCACCCAACCAACUGAAACGCAGGAGAGAGAGAAGAGGACGGUGUUGGGGGGACAAAGACGUCCGAACGGUCGGCUGUGGCUCGAUGCGCCCCGGCGGAGCGCAAUCCGAGCUCCUGACCAGGCUCAGGACUCCGAACGGUUUGGGGGUGGGGUGGGAGGGGGGGCAGGAGAAAAAGAAAAGCGAGAGAGGAGAUUUCUCCGAAUGACUUAUAUCCAGUACAAAUGUAGCAUUUCAUUGUUGCUUUUGCAUACAGCCACUCGACAGUGUUAAAUGUUUUAACAUCUGUGCAAUUCUAAAAAAAAAUUUCUUUAAAAGAAUCGUCUACACUGGCCAAAAGUGUACAGCUUUAUAGAGACAAUACCUUAUAAAUGUUUAUUUCUGUUCUCGUUUGUGUAUGCGUGCGUGUUUAUUAUUAUUUGUUUUCCUUUUGUUCGGUAAAAUGUAUAUUUUUUAAGUCUAUUCUAACUUAUAAUUUAUUUAUGUUCGUUCAUAUUUGAUAAAUGCCUUGUUGAUUUAGCCAAAGGGCAUAUUUUGUAAUUUUAAUUUUAUUAUUUACAUUUUUUUCUUUUGAAAUUUUGUGGGGUUUUGUUUUUGGUUUGUUGUUCUUAAUUUUCGCAAUCAUGUAGCUUCCUCAUAUUAGUCCCACACUUGAAAAAAAUAGUUUUCUUUGUAUCUCUGAGCCGGUUUAAUUUUGUAUGUAUUUUUUCUAUACAAGUGACCUAAUUAUGUCUUGCGAAUGACGUGAAUAAAAAUUUCUUUCUUCCACUUUAAUUUUAAA
Molecule: messenger RNA, 6238 nt
Organism: Oreochromis niloticus (Nile tilapia)
Lineage: Eukaryota; Metazoa; Chordata; Actinopteri; Cichliformes; Cichlidae
Product: cyclin-dependent kinase inhibitor 1C
Exons: 3
Coding region: 4740-5369 (209 amino acids)
Biological process (GO): negative regulation of cyclin-dependent protein serine/threonine kinase activity; negative regulation of mitotic cell cycle
Cellular component (GO): nucleus
Molecular function (GO): cyclin-dependent protein serine/threonine kinase inhibitor activity
Source: RefSeq, a predicted model, not a curated record